CAGCUGCCCCCUACUCUGCUCCAGGCACCCAUGCACUCACACAGCUCACCCACUGGUUCAGGAUGUGACCUUGUAAUUCCAUUACAGUUAUCAGUUCAAUUUCUAAAAAUAACUGAAAUGAAAUAAGUAUUUCUUAACAUUUAUACCACUCCACAGGUUAAUGGACGUGCUCUAUUCUUAACUUGUAGCUCCACCAGUGCUGGGACAGGCUUCAUCUCUGUUUAAUCACACACCACAUAUGUAUUUUGAUCACAGCGUAACUACUAAGUGCCUAGCACUCAAGGUCAUUGAUGUCUGUGCAACAUCCCAAUCUUGAAUUAAUAGUUUACUGUCUUGCUGCCUGACAAAAGUAAUGGCAUAGUUCGGUGUAAAUAUUUAAUUGGACAGUGAGGUCUCCUGCAUCCAUACACUUACACACUUCUGGGUUGGGUAUGGACUUUUUUGCUGUGUGUUUCCAUGCCAUUCUACCCUACAGAAGGGCUUAUGCCACCUGCCCCAGCCAAGCCUCGGCUUCCCCGGCCCAGGGAGCGCCCAAGCCCAGCGAACCCCCUCAGGCCUCCCCGCCGGGGCAGCCUAUAGCCCACCACCCUGGGAGAAGCCUGAGGAGAACCACCGGCGCUGAUUGGGGGUGUGUGUGUGUGAAUACCGAGGCAGCCCUUCGGGACACUGGGUUUCGUCUUAUUUUUAACAUGGCGUUGAGAGGAGAGCUGGAGCAGUGCAAAACCACAACGGCCACUGUAAUCCGCAAGGACUGUAAGCCGAGAGUUGAAGGAACGAUGGAAACCGCCUACGCCUCCCCACUGUCACCGCCCUUCCUGCUAGCGAGGACCUGCCUCCACCUCGAGGGCGGACUCUGAGGGCCGCCUUCCUCUCGCAGGGCAGGCGGGCGGGCGGGCUUUGGGGCCGUCACCGCCUCUUUCUUCAGGCCCGGGUGGCCGCGGCGAUGCUGGCUGCCUCCAGAUGAGCGUGGUCCGGCAGAGGUCGUGGAUGCACCGGUCGAAAGAGGUCUUUGUGUACUGCCUGUUCCUGGGGCUGUCCUUACCCCUUAUGCUGUUGCUGCUGCUCUGACAUGAGCCGGGCCGUGGUUCGGUCUCGCCGCGAGGGGACAGGCAGGUGGAGUCGGCGAGAGCCCCGUUUCGCAGCCCAGCGUGUGGCUGGCGGCAGCAACCCGAGGGCCUGACGCCUCGGCGGAGGGGGAUGAGGAGUUCGGGCGGGCUCUGCAGAGGUGAUCUGCGGGCUGGCGGUCUGCUUCUCCCCGCAGGGGGGCACGGCCGCGACCCCGGCAGCAGCUGUGAUGCCGCCACGCUCGCCGCCCCCUCACCCCGACUGACGGGGAGGUGAGGCGGUGCCCGCGGUAAAGGCAGUCCCCGUUCGCCGCGCGAAUUCUAGUCUCUGCUGCUCAGGGACGCCGGCGGCGUCGUCUCUUCCGCUCUGAGGUUGCCCCGAUGUAUCAGCAGCCGCGCCUCAAGCCCCUGCCAAGCGCCUCGGGGCCGCCGCGGACCGUCUGACUCUGCGCCUGCCGCGCAGCGGCCGUAGCCGGGCGCCGGUGCCGGCCGCGGCGCUGGCAGUCCCGCAAUUCGUCGCUCUGCGAGGCGGAGUGUGUCCCCGCCUGCUCGCCGUGGAGGGAGGCGGGCCGGGGGCCGGCUGAGAUGGGAGAGAGCAUGUCCAAGAGGCUGAAGCUGCAGCUGGGAGGUGAGGCGGAGAUGGAGGAGCGGGCUUUCGCCAACCCCUACCCCGACUACCAGCAGCAGGGAGCCGUAGCAGCCCACAGCACGGUGGAGGCCCAGUGGGAUCGGGCGGUGUUGCCACCGGAAGAGGACCCGCUCCCCUUUGACGCGGACGGAAAGGUCAGUGCUCAGUUCACAAAACGGAUCCAGACAAAGAUCAAGGACCUUCUGCAGCAAAUGGAGGAAGGGCUGAAGACUGCGGAUCCGCACGACUGCUCUGCCUAUACUGGCUGGACUGGCAUUGCCCUCUUGUAUCUCCAACUGUACCGUGUCACAAAAAAACAAAGCCAUUUGCAGCGAUCUCUUGAUUAUGUGAAGAGAAUCCUUCGCAAUCUGAAUGGCAGACGAGUUACUUUUCUCUGUGGUGAUGCUGGGCCACUGGCAGUAGGUGCAGUCGUUUAUCACAUGCUGAAAAAUGAAAAUGAAUCUAAAGAAUGUGUUUCUAGGCUGUUGCAGCUGCAAAGGACAGUCAGAAGCAUGGAUGCUGAAUUUCCAGAUGAGCUGCUUUAUGGCAGAGCUGGUUACCUGUAUGCCUUGCUGUACCUGAAUACGGAAAUUGCUUCAGACACAGUCCCACAGUCUAUUAUCAAAGAGGUAAUAGAUGCCAUUAUUGAGUCAGGGAAAAACUUUUCGAAGGAGGAACGUAAAACAGAACGUUGUCCUCUGUUAUAUCAGUGGCAUGGGAAGCAAUAUGUUGGAGCAGCCCACGGUGUGGCUGGGAUCUAUUACAUGCUAAUGCAGCCAAUUGCAAAUGUGGAUCAGGAGACCUUGACAGAGUUGGUGAAACCAAGCAUUGACUAUGUGCGUCAUAAAAAAUUCAGAUCUGGGAAUUACCCAUCAUCACUGAGCAAUGAGACUGACAGAUUGGUUCACUGGUGCCAUGGUGCCCCUGGGGUCAUCCACAUGCUCAUGCAAGCUUAUAAGACUUUUAAAGAGGAUAAGUACUUGAAAGAUGCUAUGGAGUGUAGUGAUGUCAUCUGGCAGAGAGGUUUAUUGAGAAAAGGCUAUGGGAUCUGCCAUGGUACUGCUGGCAAUGGCUACUCCUUCUUAUCUCUCUAUAACCUAACUCAGGACAAAAGGUACCUCUACCGAGCUUGCAAGGCUUUCAUCUUGAUGGGGGACUUCAGCCACCCUGAUAUCUGCUGGGAAAACAACACAGCAAGCUGCAGGCAAUCCAGGAGACUCCUGGAGUCCAUGAACAACACCUUUAUGAUUCAGUUUGCUGAAUGGUGUUUGGAAUAUGGUGCACAUGGAUGCCGUAUUCCUGACCGCCCUUAUUCUCUUUUUGAAGGUAUGGCUGGAGCUAUUCACUUCCUCUCAGAUAUUUCAGUACCAGAGACUUCUCGGUUUCCAGCGUUUGAACUUGGAACUCAGAGGAGGGAAGACGAAAUGGAACAUGACAGCUAAAGGGUUCUUUGGAAAGUAAACACAUGUCAAAAGAGAUGAGUCUGCUUAGUGCCUCCAAUACAGAACCAACUUAACCCUAAGCUGAUUGAUGGAUAAACCCCAUUUCUCAGUUCUCCUGCCACAAGGGACGGAAGUCCUUAGAGCAUGAAUUGAGAGAACCUUAAGUUCUGUUAAAGUGACACCUUCACGUGCAGAAGGAGAGUCUUCUUUGGGUCUUUUACAUGCUCUGCAUGUUUAUUGGUGUUGUCUGUUAAUUCGAGUCUUCUGUUGUUAGCAAAGAGCUGUUCUGUGUGAAGCCCUGUCCUGUACCUUCAUGCAUGCAUACCUGUAACAAGUGUUGCUUUCUGCAGUGUAGUUAGCCUGAGAGCUCCACUUUAUUCCAGAGUUCACUGUAAGAGAGUACGCAGCUUCACUACUGAUCUGACAACUUCAGAAAGAGAAGGAAAACAUGCUUUUUGUUCAUUGCUUUCUACAUUUUUCUCCUUCACAGUCCCUAGAAGCCUAGGGACUAGCUUCUAGCCUUCACAGUCCCUAGAAGAGGUGAUGGAGAUCAGCCUUGCUUGAUAAAGUAGUAUGAGGCCUUCUGUUUUCAGGCAUGUAUUAGAUGGAUGUGUCCUGACUUUUCUUUUGCUGCUGAUUUAUGAGGGUUUUUUUUGGGUUUUUUUUUUUGGUGUGUGUGUGUGUGAGGUGGGGGGGAGGGAGGCUGCCUGCACCUGGUUUGUGUGCUAGGAGGAGGUGCUCAUCUGUACCUUUGCAUGUUAGGAGCUUACCAAAGUGCAGGCAAAGUCACCUGAACUAACCUCCCUCUGCUGCCAAAAACAGAGAAGGAACAGUAUAACUAUGCUUUUCCAGUCUGGUUCAUGGAUUUGUAAUAAAUCUCUUCAGCAGCACAUAGUGUACAGGUAAGGGUGAAGUCAGCACUGUUUCUCAUGCUGGUAAAUCAGGAUGACUGUUACUACUAAAUCAAGGGGGCGGAUUGUUUUGUGCGCUUCUCUCCCUCUCCCAGCCCCAUUGCAUUUAUCCCAUGCUGUGUGACAGGAGCGAUAAAUACCAACUGCUUGUGGAGGCUGCAGAAGAUCAAUAAACAACAUGUACACCACUGCUAAAAGCUGUAAUUGAAGUUUAUUUUGUCUUAAAAUGCCUUUUCCCCUUUGUUUUUGAAACUGAGUUGUUAGUGCUUUGCUUCUUCCUACUGUGCAUUGGAGUUGUGGAGUAUUGAGUCUUCUCUCAGCUGUCAAAGUGUCAGUGAGUUCUGCCUCUAUGUGCACAUAUAGGGCUCUUUGUUUGGGACAAGUGGAGCUUAACUCUAAGUACAUACAUUUACAACACUUUCAUGUUUUCCAGAUAAACAAAUAUGCAUACUAUUUGAGAAGGGUAAGAGUAGCACUUGCUCAAGUUCUUUUGUCAUCCUCACCUUCCGUACAGGCCUGGCUGUGUUCUGUUCAUCCCAGGUGCUUAUUUUAAUUGGUACUUUACAUCAGGUGAAAGCAUGACAGAUGGCUGAGACUCUGACCUUUCAAGUGCCCACUGGGAUAUCUGCAGCAAGAGGCACCUGCUGAAUUUGACCACCUGUUUGUGGUCAGGCUUGGAAAUGCAUGUCUGUAUCUGCAUAAAACAGGUAGCAGGUGACUUGCCAAGUCCAUUGGGGUGCUAAUGUUUUCUGGAUUCGGUUCCGCUAGGCAAUAGCAGCAGUACCAGUGCAGAGAGUUUAAUGUCUGCUGAUUUGUCAGGUAAGAUGUGGGACUUCUACACUCUUCAGGCUAAGAGUAGAUCUGCUGGGGUCACUGGGCCCUAAUGCAUCUGUGCAGCCAGGCAAGCAGGAAGAUUCUGAAAGGCAGCAAGAAGGAGGGUACUGCAUGGCAAACAGCAGUGGUCAAGUGACCUUGAUGAAAGAAGCAAUGUGCAGAAUGUACUAGCCCAAGUGACAUGUUUUGCUGUAGCAUGCAUGCUGAGGCCAGCUCUAUUUCUUCUGUCACUGUGUGGUUUACUGCCUGUAAUACAGGGAGGAAACUAGCUCAGAGGGAAGUCAGACAGAAUGCCUAACAAAGGGAAACCUGGAAGUAAAAAAAAAAUAAAAUCCUGAUCCUCUGUUUCAUAUCCAUUCCCACCCCUUAUUUCUACUUUGCCUCCUCUACAGCUGUAAAGUACAUGAGGUAGGUUAACUGGGGUGGGAUGCAUUCCUCUUCCAGGUCUGCAGGAGCUCCUGCAAAUGCAGCACAGAAGCCAUCUUUCUUCCUGGCAUAUCCAGGCCUGUCUUUCACUGACCAAUGAGCUGGAGGUCACAGGGAGGGCUUUUCAUUCAGUUGUUGGGAGCCGCCUUGGCUGCAGUGCUUGAGGUGGCACCUGUGGAGGAUGUUGGCUGAGUGGAGCCCAGGGACUGGCUGGUUUAAAAAAUGCACGUGUAGGAUUGCUUAACAGUGAGUAGAGAUCAGAGGUGUGUGAUUGCCACGGUCAGUUGAGGGAGCAUGUCCACUGUGUGCUCCUGCACUGCAGCUGGCUGGAUGUGGGGUAAGGCCCACCACCACAUUCUCCACCGAAUUAUCUUGGAAUUGAGCUAGACAGGAAAUGUCAUAUAUCACAGAAGGAGGCCUGUGGGUGUUUUUGCUUUGUCUUCCUCACACAGCUCUUCAUUGCGGCUCCCCUCUGUCCAUUACAACUUGUGAUAUCCAGGCAGCCAUUACAAAGUGUAUUGUAGGAACGGGUGGAAAAAGUGCAUUUUACCAAGACACCAUUUUCAGAAAUCUCAUUGAACUAAGUAUUUGGUCACGUCCUGUUUGUCUGUUUGCAGCUCAAACCAUAUUUGGGACUGAGUGGUUUUUAAGAAGAAAUAUACGAAAUCUCUCUGUCUUGCUGAUGUUGGUUUUCCAGCUAUAAGAAAGCUUGAUGCUUUCCCUUAGCAAGGACUUAACAGAAUUAAACCAAGUAUUCUGAAAGUAAGGGGCAGUAUUUCUAUUUUCACAAAGCCAAUUCAUAGCUCUCUGCUACUGAGAGCUGCUGCUUUCUCCCCCUCCUUAUCUAAUAGCCUCUAGGUACGAACCUGAAGAUAAUCUAAAACAUUUACCUUCAUCUUAUGGCAGCUGUUGCCAUGUAAAUGUGGUGGGACUUCCUAAUGCAGUGAGUCAUGGUCACCAAAGUGCUGCUUUCAGGCAGGAAGGAUAGAGGCGUUGGAGGACAGAAGCAGGAGGGCUGCCUGCUGCAGCACAGGCUAUGGCUGAGCAGCACUGACUGAGCCCUGUGCUGGCGAGGCGCUCAACAAAGUCUGUUUCUCCUGGUGGCACUGCUCACUUUUUUCCUAUUUGUUUCAUGUUGAUUUACAGGGGCAGGAGUUCUGUCUGCACCUAGCAGAGCUGCACUCUCUGUAUCAGGAGCAUCAGUGACCUUUGUUCAACCACUGCUUCUCCUUCACAAAAGAUAAAUAGGGGCCAAUAGGUGAGCUAGGGCUGGCAGUGAAAGCUAAACAGAGAAACACACACCCAUCCUUGUGCUUUCCCUCACUGUGUGAACCCAAAAUAAUAAUGCACGGUUGCAGCCAAAGAACUGCUUGUGUUUCAUCUGCUUCCUCUGCAGAGACAUCUCUCCUACAGUGCAGCACCCCACAGCACUAUUGUUUGUCAUUUGCUUCAUAGAAAUUGCCUGAUGCUGCAUCCCCCCCCUUGCACAAAGACACCUAAGGCAACUAACUCCCCAAUUAGAGCGUGUCAGAGGGUAGGCCUCCCACUGCCUGAGCGCUGCCAAAUGAUCCUGGCCAGUUUUCUUACCCACUGAAUCAGCAGUGAUUUGUUAGAAAAACAAAAACAAAAUGGUUAGACAGAUCCGUUAUCAGAUAAGGUGUGUGUCUGCCAGUAAGCAGCUUCUUGGGUAUAUGCAUAUAGAACUAAGCCAUCUGCUUGCUUGAUUUUUAGUAAGGAAGAAAUAGCAAUACCUCUCUCGCUCCUCUGUGCACCACAUAGGGUGGAGAUGGUUGGAAAAAUGCAGCCCCAACCAUUCGCUUUCACAGCAGUGUAAACUAUCAGAAGGCUUAAAAGAAGAAAAAAGACACUCCCUCCCCAGCACAAAGAAGCCAGUCACUGCAUUAUGUUCUCUGAAGUGCUAACGAAGCACAGGAACAGCUGCAACUCAGGGGCUUGGGAAGCCCCAAACAGAAAUGGAGGGUUGGUCUCAUCCUUGUCAACCUUGCUCCUAUUUGCAGUGCAACUGAUUUAGCAGCUUGCUAAUUACUGGGACACAUGGAAGCAGUCCCAAUGUGGAAUUUGCCCCUAUUAUCAGUGGUGGGGCUCACAGUCAUGGCAGAGAAAUGGCAGGGGAGAAGAGCAGGAAAAAGUGAUUUUUGUUGGUUUUUGUUGUUGUUUGUUUGUUUGUUUUUUACCAUUUGCUUGCACUGGUGCGCAUCAGAAAAGUAACUUGAUACAAGCAGUCCUCAAAGGAUGCCUUGUUGCACCUUUCCUAGCAGCUCCUAAGUAAUGAAGUACUUAGCACUUCUUACCAGUUCUAUAAAACAUAUGUAACAUUUCAAUUUGGGAAUAAGUGAUACUCUCGCCACAAGCUUUUAUUAUCAUCUAAUCAUAAGCAAAACAUGUCAGGAAAAUGAUUACCACACAGAUAUAUGUUCCAGGUCCUAAUAAUUUUUUUCUUCAACUUCCAAAAAUUCCAUUAUUCCAAAGAGAAGUAAAAAUGUCCCCUAUCUUUACUUCAAUGGUUUUACUCCACAGACUUGUUUAAUAUUUUAAAGAGAAUAUUUAUAAUUUCUUCAUUUAUCAUUGGUGCUGUUAGAAAAAUAAAUUCAAAACUAUUUAAACAGGAAUAAGUUAAAAAUUCUACUUUAUUUUCAUAGAAUUACAGAGUGUUUUAGGUUGAAAGCAACCAUAUAGUUCCAACCCCUCUGCUCCAGGCGGUUGCCAUCCACUAAAUCAGACUAGAUUGACUGCUGAGAAUCCCAUUCAGCCUGGCCUUCAACACUUCCAAGGAUGGGACUGCCUCUGGGCAGCCUACUCCAGCAUAUCACCGCCCUCUUACUGAACAAUUUCUCCUGACAUCUAACAUAAAUCUCCCCUCUUUUAGUUUAAAACCAUUCCCUCUUGUCUUAUCACUGUCUACCAGUGUGAAAAGUUUAUUUCCCCUCCUGUUUAUAAUCUUCUAAGUAUUUGAAGGCUGCAGUGAGAUUUCCCUGCAGCCUUCCCUUCUUCAGGUUUUUCCUUCUCCACCGUCCUCACCUUCUCCUUCUUUUCCCUUUUAAGUUCAGCAACAAAUGUUUAUUUUCCAUUUUAAAUACUUUUUUUUUUUUUUUUCUCCCUCAUACAAGUGUUUUGGCUCUAUUUUUAACCAAAAUAGUUAAAGAAAAUAGAUUACUGGUUUCAUUAUGGAAGAAUUGUUUGGAACUUCUUCCAAGAUAUGUAUCCUAUUGCAUGUGUAAAACCUUGAUUCCUUAUACAGCUGUUAGCUGAUUUUUCUCAAUAAAAGUCCUUUGAUCCUA
Messenger RNA from Coturnix japonica (Japanese quail), 8604 nucleotides. It is a transcript of the gene LANCL2, whose product is annotated as LanC like glutathione S-transferase 2. The record is from RefSeq and is a predicted model, not a curated record. Gene Ontology annotation, cellular component: plasma membrane. Lineage: Eukaryota; Metazoa; Chordata; Aves; Galliformes; Phasianidae. Gene Ontology annotation, biological process: carbohydrate metabolic process; peptide modification.